GACCGCAAGCAAGCAAGCUCACUGCAAUUGAACUCCGAAUAACGGUAACAGUAUAUUGAAAUUGACUGGGCCGUCCCCGGGUAGGAUAAUCAAUUUCCCCUGUGGCGAGGUGCGUUAUUGGCCAACACUAACAAUGACCGCAAAACAGAGAAAUAAGAACAACAUAAUUGACAAUAACUCGCAUUCCAACCAGGAUGACGUGGCGAAGAAGGCGAGCCAAGGAAGUGAAGAAAGAGGCUCAGUGUCGGGGAGUUGGGCCAAGGUUCUGGCCGUGCUGUGUUACAUCAUCUUAGUUGCGGCGGCGGGCUCGGCUGCGCUGUAUUUCCAGAGAGUUCUGGAGGAAAUGGGUCAGCUAAGCCGCAGGACAGAGGAGACCAUGCAGAAAAACGCGGAACUGGCAUCAAGACUGGAGAGCGUUCUUCAUCAGGUGGACUCGUUGAGGACUGCGGUGGACGGGUUUGAACCCACCUUGGUCAGUAUGCGGGCGGAGCUGGGCGGCGUGAGCCAGGCCCUGCGGAGAGGGGAGGAGGAGGCGCAGCGGGCGGAGGAAUACCUGCAGGAGUUGCAAGGGGAGCUCCUGCAGGAGCUCUCCCGCGGGCUGCAGGAGGUGGAGGAGGCGCGGGGGCGUGACUCGGCUGCACGGGAGCGCGGGCUGGAGGAGCGGCUCGGGGAGCUGACCCGCUCUAUGGGCGCCAGCGUGGCCCAGGUUACGGAGGCACAGGGCCACGCCCAGGUCCAGAUUGGGGACCUCAGGGCCCGGCUGGACGGCCUCAUGGACCCCGCUCCAAUCAAGCAGGAGCUACUGGUCGUCACGGCAGCCGUGGCCGAGCUCCGCGCAGCCAAUCAGAGGGCGGAGACGAGCGCCGAUUCCCUGAGAGACCAGAUUAGCGACCUGGGGGCGGAGCUUCAGACCACCAACCAGAAAGUGUCUUCGGUGGCGCGGAAGGCGGAGUCGGUCAGGGCGCUGGCGCAGAGCGUGGCCGGAGAGCUGGAGCAGUCCGUGUCCGCGGUGGAGACCAGCGUGCAGGCCCUGUCUGACCAGGCCCUGAGCCUGCGGGCGGGGCUGGAGCAGGCGCAGGGCAGCGUCCAGAGCGCAGCGCAGACGCUCCGGGAGACGGAGGUGCGGGGGGAGAGGCUGGGGGCGGAGCUGGGGGCCCGGCUCGGGGCUGCGGAGGAGGCCGUGGACGCUCUGCGGGUCUCCGCGGCGACGCAGGCAGCCGGGCUGGACUCGCUCCUCUCCCGCUCAGACUCUCAGGAGAACGCGCUGGCCGUGCUGGCCAGGGACCUGCAGAGCACGCGGACGGCGGGCGAGGAGGAAGUGGCGGCGGUGCAGGCCGUGCUCAGGGAGGCGGCGCAAGCCCGCAGCGCUCUGGGCGGCCAGGUGGAGGCGCUGCAGAGCGACGUGGGGCAACUGUGGAGCGCGGCGGCCAUUUUAAACAGCACACAGGCAGAGCAGUCCUUGCGGGAUGCUAGCCUGACCUUGCAGCUGGAUGGGCUGAGCCAGAGGCUGGCUGCGGUGGGGGAGGCCGUAAGACAGGCCCAGGCUUCGAACACUCUGAAGGCCGCAACAGCCCAGCAAAACCUGCGACAGCUCAUGACCUCAGUGGACAGCCUUCUGACGUUCUCCGACAGGGUCAAGGGUCACGUGGACGCCAUCGCCUCUCUACAAAAUGCUGUGGAAGAGACCAACGCCUCAGUGAGCGCAAUGUCUAAAAAGUACAAGGUGCCAAGCAGGAAUGUGUAA
Molecule: messenger RNA, 1744 nt
Organism: Anguilla anguilla (European eel)
Lineage: Eukaryota; Metazoa; Chordata; Actinopteri; Anguilliformes; Anguillidae
Product: myosin-9-like
Exons: 2
Coding region: 134-1744 (536 amino acids)
Source: RefSeq, a predicted model, not a curated record